Molecule: messenger RNA, 1254 nt
Organism: Lathyrus sativus (Indian pea)
Lineage: Eukaryota; Viridiplantae; Streptophyta; Magnoliopsida; Fabales; Fabaceae
Source: the annotation of a GenBank genome assembly
AUGGCGAGGAUGCGAGGAGGCGAAGAGAGUGGAGACAAAGAAAGAGAUCCAAAGUAUUCUGGAUUGGUUAGAUUGGCACAAAUUGUUACAUUAUUGGCUGUUUUCGCCGGUGGUGUCGUUCUCGGUUUAACCACCACUUCUCACGUUCACUACUUGGAUAACAAUAACAACUACCUUCGUUUCAUUUCACAAGAACCUUCCUCUGGUGUCUUCAAUCGUGUCGGUGAUUCCUUCCAAAACAACGACAGCAAUAACAACAACUGUAACUGUAAUUGUACAUUCAUUGAACCUCCUCCACCAUCCUAUGAUACAGAGAAGGAAGAUAUGUUGGAGGCGUUUCUUCAUCCUUCCAGCAUCACGCAUACUUUCACCGACGACCAGCUUUUCUGGAGGGCUUCCUUGGUUCCCAAGCAAGAACAUUAUCCCUAUGCUCGUGUGCCCAAACUUGCUUUCAUGUUCCUUACGAGAGGACCUUUGCCGCUAAUGCCCCUCUGGGAGAGAUUCUUCCAAGGCCACUACAAUCUCUUCAACAUUUAUAUCCAUGCUCCUCCUGGUUACGUUCUCAACGUUUCAGAUUCUUCCCCCUUUUACGGACGCAACAUCCCAAGUCAGGCUGUUUCCUGGGGAACAGUUACGUUGGCGGAUGCGGAGAGGCGGCUUCUAGCCAAUGCACUGCUCGACUUUUCGAAUGAGCGCUUUAUUCUCCUCUCGGAAAGUUGCAUACCUGUCCACAACUUCCCUACCGUUUAUAGAUAUCUCGUGGAUUCUGCGCACAGCUUUGUUGAGUCGUAUGACGAACCAACCCGUUAUGGCCGGGGCCGCUACAACCGCAAUAUGCUUCCUGAUAUUCAGCUUAGACACUGGCGCAAAGGCUCUCAAUGGUUUGAACUUCACCGUGCUCUAGCGGUUUAUAUCAUCUCGGAUACCCGAUACUAUGACCUCUUCCGUAAGUAUUGUAAGCCUGCUUGCUACCCGGAUGAACAUUACAUUCCAACCUUCCUCAACAUGUUCCAUGGUAGGCUUAAUUCAAACAGAACAGUCACAUGGGUGGACUGGUCAAUGCUUGGUCCUCAUCCGGCAACGUACGGGAGGGACAAUAUAACUGUCAGUUUUAUACAGGCGAUAAGGAAUAAUGGAUCACUCUGUCGAUAUAACUCAGAUAUGACUUCUAUUUGUUACCUGUUUGCUCGCAAGAUUGAUCCAAGUGCAUUGGAGCCCUUGCUUAACCUCUCUUCAGAAGUCAUGAACUUUUAA